This is a messenger RNA of Trypanosoma grayi, 1686 nucleotides long. Its product is annotated as L-ribulokinase. Gene Ontology annotation, molecular function: ribulokinase activity; ATP binding. The record is from RefSeq and is a predicted model, not a curated record. The transcript has a single exon. NCBI's taxonomy places the organism in Eukaryota, Euglenozoa, Kinetoplastea, Trypanosomatida, Trypanosomatidae. The coding region runs from base 1 to 1686 and encodes 561 amino acids.
AUGAAAGUUCAAGAUACUUUUGUCAUUGGUCUGGACUUCGGCACCGAUUCAGCACGGGCCGUUCUUGUUCGCACAAGCGAUGGAAAGGAGUGCGCAACCGCCGUGGAGGCGUAUAAGCGUUGGAGCAGUGGUUUGUACUGUGAUCCAUCUAUGAACCUGUAUCGUCAGCAUCCCCUGGAUUAUGUAGAGGCCUUUGAAGCAACUAUUUCGAGGGUUUUGGCACAAGGACCAAGUGAUGUGAAAAAUAGAGUCGUAGGGCUGGCAUUUGACACCACAGGCAGCACUCCGUGCUUUGUUGACGAAAGAGGUGCCCCUCUGGCUUUUCAGAAGCAAUUUGCCAAAAACCCGAACGCCAUGUUUAUUCUCUGGAAAGACCACACAUCUGUAAAGGAAGCGAAGGAGAUUACUGAGUUUUGCAAGAAGGCCCCAGUUGACUACACAAUUUAUUCAGGUGGUACCUACUCGUCGGAGUGGUACUGGUCCAAGGCGCUCCAUGUCCUUCGCCAUGACGAGGCUGUCCUCGAGAAGGGCUACGCUUUGCUUGAGCUCAGUGAGUGGCUUCCCGCAUUCGUGACGGGCGCGACAUCAUUUGCGGAGGUGCCACGGAGUCGCUGCUCGUGCGGUCACAAAGGAAUGUGGAACGAGGAAUGGGGUGGGUUCCCCCCUAGCGAGUUCUUUUCUCAACUUCACCCAGCCCUGGGUGCUAUACGCUCCAGAAUGACGGCGUCUACCUCUACAGCGGAGAAGGCCGUUGGCCAGCUAUGCCCUGAGUGGGCCCGCCGCUUGGGACUUACGAGUACGGUCGUUGUUUCUGGUGGGGCGAUUGAUUGCCACAUGGGUGCUGUUGGUGCUGGUAUCAAGGAGUACUCUUUCGUCCGCGUCAUGGGCACCUCUACAUGUGAUGUUAUGGUGGUGUCUCACCAGGAUAUCAACAAGCGUCAGAUAAAGGGCAUUUGUGGUCAAGUUGACGGGUCUGUGAUUCCUGGAAUGGUUGGACUGGAGGCCGGGCAGGCGGCGUAUGGUGAUUUGUUCGCCUGGCUUGCGUCACUCUUAUCAUUUCCAUUGAAAACGGUGAUUCAAAAUUCCACUUCCAUUACUGAAAAGGAUAAAAAAACACUUUGGAAGGAGUACAAACAAAAAAUUCUCCCUAUACUAAACGAAAAGGCUGAGAACAUCAAACCGGCUGUGGGCAAUGUGAUUGCCGUGGAGUGGUUUAAUGGGAGGAGAACACCUGACGCAAAUUUAUUCUUGAAGGGCACCAUUGGUGGACUCAAUUUGGGAACUGAUGCACCCCACAUUUUCCGUGCCUUGGUGGAAGCGGCAGCAUACGGAUCGCGGGCUAUUAUUGAGCGAUUUCGGGAUGAGGGUGUCCGUAUUGACCGUGUUAUUGCGGUUGGGGGAAUUGCAAAGAAAUCCCCGCUAGUCAUGCAAACACUCAGUGACGUUCUCAAUAUGCCUAUAGGUGUUUGUCGCACCAAACAGGCCUGCGCUUUGGGUGCGGCGAUGUUUGCUGCAACAGCAGCAGGAGUGUACAGGACAGUUGGAGAGGCUCAAGAAAAAAUGGGCGGUGGCUUUGAGACGGAGUACAAGCCAAAUCCAUCUAGGGCCGCAGUCUACGAUAUUCUGUAUGCACGCUACAAGCAGCUUUGUCGCUCCACUGAGGCCGAGUGUAUGUCGCACCUGUGA